AUGAGCACCGCCGAAGGCAGUGAGAUGCAUAGUAAUGAUCACUUACCGCACGGUACUCUAGGUGAAUACGAUCAGGUUACGUACAUACUGGCGACUCAGGCAGAGCAGGCGACGUAUACGCGCGGUGGUCCUGACGAGCCCAUGCUUCACGCGGAUCAGGGGGGCGGUCACCCAUCUUACACGAGCCGGGGACAAAACGAUGUAACGAUGCCGGAUUUGCACGCCUUUCCCGACCAAGCGCUCGAUGGGAAAGGCGGUCCCGGCGUCACACCUAACCCGACAGCUUCACGUAGCUACGCGUCAGCCGUCUUGGAAGCCAGCAAAUCCGCCGACCGCAAUUGUGUGCUGAUCCGGACAGCGACCUGUGAAAGGAAGGAAAAGGCAGACAAUAUGACGAGGUGA
Peronospora belbahrii is the source of this 402-nucleotide messenger RNA. Lineage: Eukaryota; Oomycota; Peronosporomycetes; Peronosporales; Peronosporaceae. The record is from the annotation of a GenBank genome assembly.